Molecule: messenger RNA, 1703 nt
Organism: Toxotes jaculatrix (banded archerfish)
Lineage: Eukaryota; Metazoa; Chordata; Actinopteri; Toxotidae
Gene: bacc1
Product: chromosome 12 C17orf49 homolog
Exons: 6
Coding region: 296-904 (202 amino acids)
Cellular component (GO): NURF complex; MLL1 complex
Source: RefSeq, a predicted model, not a curated record
UCCAUAAUCGCGCAUCAUUCCUUUCAUCCCGUUUACCUUUGUUGUAGAAUAUUUAUAAUAUUUACAUUUGAGCAUGUAAUUUAUAAAUGAUUUAAAAUAUAACCACAGCGCUACAUUAUAUGCAUAUCGUCCAAAGCUUCAUUAAAAAAAUCCCGCCAAGCUCUCAAUGGAAGCCCGCUAAUGAGCUAGCUAACGUUACAGAAGCUAACUUUAGCUAGCAGCUAGCUGUGUACGUUCGUGUUAUUUUGAUUGAAGAACAAAAUUCCAGAAGAAAAGUUUCAGCUCUUUCGCCGAAAUGACGUCUGCCUCUGCUAAGGUGGGGGAGAUUUUCUCAGCAGCAGGAGCUGCCUUCACCAAGCUGGGGGAGCUGACCAUGCAGCUGCACCCGGUGUCUGACUCCAGCCCUGCAGGAGCCAAAUGGACGGAGACAGAGAUUGAGAUGCUUCGAUUGGCGGUGCGUCGCUUUGGAGACGACCUGAACAACAUCAGCACUGUGAUCAAAGAGCGAACCGUAGCUCAGAUAAAGAGCACGGUGAAGAGGAAGUUGUACGAGGACAGCAGAGUCCCCAUUUCCUCUGAAUCCCCGAAGAAGAACGUUAAGAAAUCCGCCGUCACCAUGACGCCGACGCCCACUCCCACCAUGAUUGCUGUGCCAACCUCGCAGGUCGUCGUGGCGACGGGAAUGCAGAGCAGCCCCUCCCUGGCGCCGCCUAUCAAGAAGCAGAAGACGGCAGACGUGACUCUCAGUGCUCUGAAUGACUCGGAUGUGAACAGUGACCUGGUCGACAUCGAAGGACUCGGCGACGGCUCCUCCAGCAAGAAGCUCAACUUUGACCAAGAGAGCCUCAACCUGGACUCCAGCCUCAUCAUGAACUCCAGUGACCUCCCCCUCCUGUCCCGCUGACCUUUGACCCCCCCAGAGAGAAGCGUGAGGGCUGCAGUAGUUGUCACGUCGCGUGGCCUCCCAUCUCGAACACGUAUACUUUUAUUUUUUAAACAGUCCCACUUCCUGUUCGGCUCUCUCCACCUGACUUUCAUCUGUCGACGUUUUAAAAACAGGAUUUUCUGAUAAUUGAUCAUUUUGUUAAUUUUUAAGUUCAAAGUGUGAAAAAGACAAAUAUGCUGAAAAUGUUUUUUUGGAUCUGAACAAAUGAAAAAAAGUGUAUUUUUUUAAAGAACAGGAAACUGGCUCCAUCCUUUUCGAAACAUCGACUGAUGAACUUCAGCUCAGGUUUUUUUUUUUAGUGAAACAGUUUCAGGCUUUUUGGAGCAGAAUCAUGUUCCAUCAGAGAUUUUUAGUUUUCAGGACAGUUUGAAAAUUCAGUUUGGAAACAUUUUAGAAAAUCGGACAAUAAAAGUCAAAGAACCGAAAUCAAACAGGUUAGAUUUUUUUUUACAUCUGGCUGUUAUGAAGAAUGUUGAGCUUCACAUGGAGAAAUCAUCACCCGAAGAAACGAUGGCGUCUGGGAAGUUUGGUGAUUAAUCAUUGACUCUGAGCCAUUUGUCCUCUCAGCAUGGAGACAGUUUAUCAAAGAAUUUCCCUUGAGUCCAACCAGGACUUUUACUUUACAGAGCCGUCGGCUUUAACUCGUACCAGACUUCCUCGUCCUGUAGUGAUCAUGUUUCUGCCACAAGUUUGAAAAUCUGCUUUUAUGGAUCAGUGGCUGAGCGAUGUAAAAACAUGUUUUCAUUAAAUUGAGUUU